Messenger RNA from Triplophysa rosa, 6809 nucleotides. It is a transcript of the gene ptpn4b, whose product is annotated as protein tyrosine phosphatase non-receptor type 4b. The record is from RefSeq and is a predicted model, not a curated record. Gene Ontology annotation, cellular component: cytoplasmic side of plasma membrane; cytoskeleton; cytoplasm. The coding region runs from base 1781 to 4573 and encodes 930 amino acids. Gene Ontology annotation, molecular function: protein tyrosine phosphatase activity; cytoskeletal protein binding. The transcript has 27 exons. Gene Ontology annotation, biological process: protein dephosphorylation. Lineage: Eukaryota; Metazoa; Chordata; Actinopteri; Cypriniformes; Nemacheilidae.
CUUUUUAUCCCAUUGCAUAGCAACCAAACCAGCCAAUGCAAGCUUUCAAGACCCCCGAACGAUGCACAGGCAGAGGCGUUCAGCUCGCAUGUGAUCUGACGUGCGGCUCGGUUUGCCAUCGCGCCAAUGACUUCAUGUAAUAUUAAUUUCUGAUAGAUGUCAAGAUAAUCCAUUUUUGGGAUGCACAGACGCUGCUAGGCAACAUGGAUGUCAUGCUUAGGGUUGUGUUGGUGAUACCUGGCGGUGGCCUCUUUUGGAGAUCCAUUCGUGUCAUAUUGGAUAUAUUUAAGCUUGGGUGUUAGUUCGUGGUGCGUUUCGUUCGUUUGUAACGGUGCCUUCUUUUUUCUGUCACGUUGUUACAUAACCCCCUCUCAUCCUUUGCAUGCAAAUAAUCCGGUUGCAUGUACAGCUGCAUCCGGACACGUCUUUAUAUUAAUGUCGUACAUAAGGUUUGUUUUAAUUGUUUUCUGGGCACUACGCAUCUCACCCGGCUGUCGGUGACAUCAUCUCCUGUUCCAUGUCCCCCGGUGUGCGUGCGUGCGCGCGCGUGUGUGUUAGUGCGCAUUCUUGAACAGACUGUAAUGCGAGUGUGUGUUGUAUUCAGAUGGUGUACAUGUUUGAAUGGAAGGACGGGAUGGCACUUUUGUACGUCAAUUGUGCGUUUAUUAAAUGGUUUGGGGUACAGGGGCGUAAUGUGUUUAAAGGGACAGUGCACUGUGCACCCACAAAAAAAAAAUGAUGUCAUCAUUUAUUCACCCUUAUGUUGUUAAAAAUCUGUAUGUGACUCUUUUUUUGUGGUGCAAAAGAAGAUAUUUUGAGAAAUGUCUUAGUGGUUUUGUGUCCGUACAAUGGAAGUCAAUGUUUGGUUAUCAAGGUUCUUCUUCAAAAUAUCUUCUUUUGUGUUUAAAAAAGACACGAGGGUGAAUCAAUGAUGACAGAUUAUUCAUUUUUGGGUCAAGGAAUGAAUUGACCUUUGGGACCUACUGUCAUUUUUCUUCAAAUUUGCAGAUGCAUUUAUCCAUUUAGUUUCCUGGAAUUCGAACCUGUGGCCUUUCGCAUCUCAAGUGAUAUAUACUACCAAAUACCUAUUGAGCUAGAAGUGUAUCACAUUUAGGCUUUGAUAACCUCAAGAUGGAAAAUAUAUCGACUCGAGGUGGUAGUUUAGGGGGGCUGACCAAGACAGUUUUGGGGUGGGGAAAAAACUCACUUUUGUAACCUCACCAUCUUAUGUUCUCUCUGAGGUGUUGGUGGCCUAAACCCCACUCAGCGGAAAAAUGAUGAAUGUUUCUGUGUUUGUGGUAUUCGGUGACAUCCGGGGGAACUUCUACAGAAGAGAAAUGUUCCACCACACACGCACAGGCGCAUAUUACACGGGUUACACAAAGAGAUGAUCCUUUUUUGCUGUACCACAUAGAACGAAUAAGAUUGUGGUGAUGUAAGUAAUGCAUGUAAAGUCUGAGUCGUGUGUAUAUGUGUCUGCGAGAUCUUAAAUAAUGGUCUGUUUUAUUUCAAAGGCAGUUUACAAGCUACAUCGUAACAGUUGUCCGACAGUUCAAGUAUGCUUACGCUGAAGAUUUGAUGGAGUUGUUUAGUUUAUGUGACAAAAUUGAAAUUGGAUUAAUGGUUAUAAUCACUUGGGUGAGGGAGUUUGAAUGGGCGUCUGUGACCCCACCUACAGGUCACGAUCUCUGACCCUCGGAUGUUUACGCAGCUGUCUUCUGGACCUUGUUUCUUACAGCACGGACAUGUGUAAAGAAACUUAGACGGAAGGGGGAGCGUAAUGACCGCACGCUUCCGGUUGCCCGCUGGCAGAAGUUACGAUGUGGGAGCCGUGGAGGAGUCCAGAGAGAGACAUUUGCUGGUGGUGUGUAACGUUUUGCUGUUGGACAACACAGUGCGGACUUUCGAAGUCAACCAAGAUCAGGGCCAGAUCUUGUUGGACAUAGUCUACAAACAUUUGGAGCUGACGGAGCGCGACUACUUCGGCCUUCAGCUAGCGGACGAUUCUUUGGACAGCCCGAGGUGGCUGGAUCCUAACAAACCUGUUAGAAAACAGCUAAAAAGGUCGUCGUCUCAUAAUCUGAGAUUUAGGGUGAAGUUUUUUGUGAGCGACCCCAGUAAACUACAGGAGGAGUACACAAGGUAUUUGUACUUUCUACAGAUAAAGCAGGAUAUUCUAAGUGGAAGACUUGCAUGCCCUCAGAAUACUGCUGUACUUUUGGCCUCUUAUGCCGUUCAAGCUGAGUUCGGGGACUACAGUCACUCUGAACAUUCGCCCGGAUAUCUCUCCGAAUACAGCUUCAUUCCCAACCCGCCCCAGGACUUUGAGAAAGAGGUCUCCAAACUUCACCAAGAGCACAAUGGACUCACUCCAGCUCAGUCUGAGUUUAACUACUUGAAUGCCGCUCGCAUGCUGGAGUUAUACGGUGUGGAAUUGCACUAUGCUCGGGACCACUGUAACGCUGAGUUUUACAUCGGAGUUUUGUCUGCUGGUAUCGCGAUCUAUAAGGACAGGGUACGAAUCAACCACUUUCCAUGGUUGAAAAUUGUAAAAAUAUCUUUUAAAUCUAAACAGUUUUUUAUACAAUUAAGAAAAGAACUGAGUGAAAACCCCGAGUCUUUAUUGGGCUUUAACAUGAUGAACUACAGAGCAUGUAAGAACAUAUGGAAGGCAUGUGUGGAGCAUCAUACGUUCUUCAGACUGGAGCGGCCCGUUCCUCCUGAGAGGAACCUGUUUCUGCAGUACUUCACCCUCGGAUCCAAAUUCCGCUACUGCGGAAGGACAGAGGCCCAGUCUGUACAGUACGGCAAGGAAAGAGGAAACAAAAACAGAGUUUUUGCCAGGUCACCGAGCAAGCCUCUGGUCCGGAGACUCAUGAGCGGUUUGGACUGGGAGACCGUCAGUAGAAAUUCUCUCUCGGAUGACCGACUGGAGACUCAAAGCUUGCCGAACCGUUCUCCACCGGACUCGCCGAAUCACAACUCUGUGUUUAACACAGAGGGGGCGCGUGUCAGGCCGUCCUCCAUCGGUCACCUGGUCGAUCACGUGAUCGAUGACUCGCCAUGUCAGACGUUCACCAACCACAAGUCUGCGUCCUCCACGCAAGCGAACAGCAUCAGUCUAGAUUCAACACCGUCUCCAGAUGUAACAGCUGAUGAACAGCCACCGGCGUUGCCCCCGAAACAGUCCAGGAAAGACCCUCUCACCCAAAACGGCAGAUCCCAGUCCCAACAUGAGCUGGACAACCACCUGACUGAAUUUUACAACGUACCUGCGGCGUCAGGAAAGAGCAUGAAUGGAGCGGUUCCUCAUGAUAAUCUUGUGCUGAUUAAAAUGAGGCCGGACGAAAAUGGGCGCUUUGGAUUUAAUGUUAAGGGUGGCGCUGAUCAGAGGAUGCCCAUCAUAGUGUCCCGUGUGGCUCCAGGAACUCCAGCUGACAUGUGCAUGCCGCGCCUGAACGAAGGCGAUCAGGUUGUGCUGAUCAACGGUCGAGAUAUCUCGGAGCACACUCACGAUGAUGUGGUUAUGCUAAUCAAAGCCAGCUGUGAGGACCAAUCAGGAGAGCUCAUCCUGCUGGUCAGACCCAAUGCCAUCUAUGAUGUAGAUGAAGACCAGGAGAAGUUGGACCUGGAGCCAGAUUUCCAGUACAUUCCUGAGACGUCCAGUCUGGAUCAGUCCCACUCAGAUGCUGAUAGUCUAAAAUCCUCCAUUCAGCUGUUGAAAGACGGUCUUUCCAGCGGAACGGUCCUCGCGCAGUUUGAUCAACUGUACAGAAAACGGCUUGGGAUGUCCGUGUCAUGUGCCAGGCUGCCACAAAACGUCUCUAAAAACCGCUAUCGGGAUAUUUCCCCGUAUGACGCUACACGAGUCGUAUUAAAGGGGGCGGAUGACUACAUCAAUGCAAAUUACAUCAACAUGGAGAUCCCCAGAACAGGUGAAGUAAAGCGGUAUAUCGCCUGUCAAGGGCCUCUUCCUGGUACCUGCUCUGAUUUCUGGCAGAUGGUUUGGGAACAGAGCGCCCCCCUGGUGGUUAUGCUCACGACACAAGUCGAACGUGGCAGGGUGAAGUGUCAUCAGUACUGGCCGAAUGCUUCUGCGAGUAGCAUGUAUGGGGACUUCCAGGUUACAUGUGUAUCUGAAGAUGGAAAUUCUGCAUAUCUGCUCAGAGAUCUGACACUUACACACGUGGAGACUAAAGAAGAUCGACAGAUCUGUCAGAUGCAGUACAUGGCGUGGCCCGAUCACGGCGUACCGGAAGAUUCAUCCGAUUUCCUAAACUUCGUCAGUCAAGUACGCGGCAAAAGAGCCGAAACGCAGGAACCUGUGGUGGUUCACUGCAGUGCCGGGAUUGGACGCACCGGCGUUCUCAUCACCAUGGAGACAGCGAUGUGUCUGAUAGAGAGCGGUCAGCCCGUUUAUCCGUUAGACAUCGUAAGAACCAUGAGAGACCAGCGUGCCAUGAUGAUCCAAACCCCUAGCCAGUACCGUUUCGUCUGCGAAGCGAUCCUGAAAGUUUACGAAGAGGAGAUUGUAAAACCGUACGAGACCGAACCUACAGAAAAGGAGGAGUAAAACCCUCGGAUUCUCGGAGGUCCCAACUACUGCCAGUGAGAAUGAUGCUCGGCUCGCUGUAGCCCCUGCUGGAAGGCAGCGGACGUGACCGGCGCAAGCCAGAAUAUAGACGAAAAGCACUAUUGCACUUUAACAGCGACAAACAAUGAAAGGGAUUUUCAUUUACUAAAAAUAUCAGGUCACUGAUUAAUGGGUACUGUCAAUAAUGUUCAUUUCGGGAUCGGAGAAACAAACGUACAUUUGCUUUCGUGCCAAAAGCUGAAAUGAGCCACAAUCCAUGUCAGAAUGAACUCCUGCAUCUAACAUUUUACGUUUUCCAGGCUGUUUAUUUAUUUUUUUUGAACAGUGAACAACGGGUGCUCGCCCCUUCGCUUCCCUUUUCCCGACUGUGACUGCACACAUUUUAAUGUUUAAGUUUAAAAUUUAACUUUAAACUGUUAACUUUUUUAAACUUUUUAAAAGUUUAACAAAACCAGUUCGCAACUGAACAAAUCAGCUUUUAAUGAUACACAUUUUGUUCAGUUUUACUCCUGCGCCUUGAACCCUGUCUUUCAUGAAGUACUAGCUACCGUUACCGAAUAUUUUCAGUGAGAAUAUCGCAAGUUCUCUCUAAAUUAAAUCCUAAAUUCACAAGCCACCAGCUUUGUGUCAGCUACACUGAAAAUGAGUCAUUGCUGCCAAAUUUCACAGCUGUUUGCCUCUAAAACCGAUUGGUGCUUUGACUAAUUAAUUAUUUAUUAGGAGGGUGUGUGUAGUACAUAGCAUGUCUAAAAUAUGUAUCCUUAAAUACUCAAUAGGCAGCUGUUUGACUCUGAGUUCCACGUCGACCGGAUCUUGGGAGUAGAUGUUUGGUAAAACUUUAAAAGCUGUGAAUUCAUGUUUGCUUCGUUGACGGAAACUGGAAGCUACUAGUUUCAAUCAACUAGUACUUCUGAUGCAAAUUAAAAUGUCAAAACUAAAAUAAAAAAUUUCAGUAAUGUUUAGCAAAGCAUUUGCCCUUGUCAGCUUAAAGAUUGUCACAUGAGUCAGUAUUUUAAUUUUUUGGUAGCACUUUACAAUACGAGUGUGUUUGUUAACAGCUAAUGCUAAUGAAUUAGCUAAAAUGAUCUAGCAAUAAGUAAUACUUUAACUGUGUUUAAUUAUUAGUUUAGCAUGAACUUACAUUUAAUUGAUUAUAUUUAACAAAUAAUAAAUACUAAAAGACUAUAUUGCUUAUUGUUAGUUCAUGUGAUGCAUUUGAAAAUGUUAACAAAGACAACCAUAUUGUAAAAUGUUAGGAAUUUUUUAUGUUUGAAAUAAAGAUUUCUGGUACGAAGUUUAAAGUACAAAUAUCACAAAGUAGGAAUAUUUGGUGCUGAGUGAAAAAUAUCUGUGCUCCACCCUCUAUAGAGCACAAGUUCACAUUUCGCUUAUUAUUGGUAAUGCUUAUCUAAAUUUCAUCUCCUAGUGGUCUAUUACCUGCAAUCAAAUGCAUAAGGUGGUCAUAAAUCCUAUAUGGUCAUGCCUUAAGAACAAAAUAUUUGACCAGUCUGCGUUAAAGUGCAACUUGCCAAAAUUUAAGAAACACUUGUGGACCUGCACAUUUUUGGCUGUAGCGGUCAAUCAAUUUGGCUUUACAACUGUUUUAACGGUAUGUGAUCAUGAAACCAUUUUCCGCAAAUAAUAUAUAUUUUUAAAUUACAGCGCAAACAAAACAUUUUUAAUGUGAUACUCCACACUAUCUUAAUCGUUUACGAACGUGACCUCUUCGGCACUUCACGUUUUUCCCGUACAACGUUUCGCGUUGCCAUUGCGUAAACGAUUUGCUGUCAAGGACCAAUCCCGCCCACCGUUUUGAAUGUCGAGCCGAUUCGCUUCACUGUACGUCGUCAUAGCGCAGCAGCUAGAAAUUUACUAGCGAUGUUACCGUUGGAUAUGGUGGUAUUUUUGUAUUUAAAGAAAAAAUGAAGGACAUAAGGGCAGCACUUUGUAACUGACUGCGGUAGUCAGCUGUGCUACUGUGGAAUUUAUACUGUAAUUGUGAAAUGGGGGGAAAUGCUGUUUAAUUAUAUUUAUGUUGAACAUUUUGUCAAAUAAGAAAACCUGUGUGGGGGGGGGUCUUAACUACAUAGUGUCAUAUGUGAAAUAUUUGUAAAUACGAUGUUAUAUAUUAAAAGUGUUCUGAAAAGAUAACAGUGAUUGUUUUUAUUUAGUACAUCUAAAAAAAUAGGGAAGUAUGCCGAAAAUUGUAUGUUAC